AUGGAGCCAACUGCAGGUCCAGAGCUCCCGAGCCAAAUUACAUGCUUUGAGAUUCUCCCAAGGCUGCCGUCCAAGUCUCUCAUGCGCUUCAAAUGUGUAUGCAAGUCUUGGUCUUCUCUCAUCUGCGACCCUUCCUUUGUCAGCGCCCAUCAAAACUUGGGAUGCAACAAGAACACUCACCUCCUCCUCACUGCCUGGGACAAACCCACAACGCAGCGACACUUCUUCUCCUUGGAAAUCAACCAACAAGGAAGUUUAAUACCCGUCCAUCUUCUAAGCCUUCCAACGCUGCGAACCAAGAAUGAACAUCUCUACCAUGUGCAAAGCAUCAACGGCUUGGUCUGUCUUUACCUUCAUAACACCUCAGUUCCCAAUCAAACCGAUCCUGAACACCCCAUUCGCAUAUUUAACCCCUCCACGCGAGAGUCUAUCACUCUUCCCCAUGCUUCACUUGCAUCACACACUACCAAUGUUGCACACCAUUUCGGGUUCAGCCCUCUUACAAAUGAGUAUAAGGUUCUCCAAGUGCAAAAGCUCAUCCCUGAUGCCUUGAGGGGUAAUCAUUUUGUGUUCAAGAUAUUCAAAUUGGGGACAAGUUCAUGGAGGCGCAUAGAGGUAGACCUUAAUGAUCUCCCUUUUGAUCCUCUUAACUGCCCGUUUCAUAAGCGAAGUGUUUGUGUCAAUGGGGCUGUACAUUGGAUGCAUUGGACAGAAAAUGUCAUAGUGGUUUUCGACAUUGGAGAUGAGAAAUUCAAAGCAAUUCCACUUCCUGAAGAUUAUAAUUGUUUUAUACAUCGUGUUGAUUAUCCUAUUGGGAGCAUAGUUGAAGUGGAUGGAUGUGUGGCUCUAAUAGGUGACAAGCGGUUGAUGAGGAUGGGGAUGAUAGGGUUGUGGAUAUUGAGGGACUACCAAAAUCAGGUUUGGGUGAAGGAGACCAUCUCUUUUCCCUUUCAUUGGGAGAAAGCAGGGUACCCCGUUCCUUUUUGUACCAUUCACACAGGUGAGCUCCUCCUCCACUCUUCUAGGUUAAGCAGACAUAAGCCUGCUCAUCCGAGGGUGCUUCUAUACAAUAUGGAGAGCAAAAGUUUUAGAGAAAGUGAUGAAAUUGUUUUGCCCCCAGAAUCAACAUGUCUGAACGUUGUUCGAUUGAAGUUACUUGCUAGUUAUGACGAUAGCAUUGUGCCCUUAACUAAGAUGAGAUAUGGCAUAUCUCAUCAUCAAGCUUCAAUUCAAAUGGUUCACCAAGAAAAUGCAACUUGUUUUUGUGGUGUUCUUUAG
This is a messenger RNA of Prunus avium (sweet cherry), 1278 nucleotides long. Its product is annotated as F-box protein At1g30790-like. Lineage: Eukaryota; Viridiplantae; Streptophyta; Magnoliopsida; Rosales; Rosaceae. The record is from RefSeq and is a predicted model, not a curated record. Gene Ontology annotation, molecular function: protein binding.